CAGUGGGGAGCAGUUCGUGGCUAGGUUUUGGGCUGCAGUCUCGGUCUGAAGGCGGCCGGAGCGGCUGUCUCAAUUAAGAUGAGGCUCCUGCUGCUUCUGCUGGUGGCGGCGUCGGCGGUGGUCCGCAGCGAGGCCUCUGCCAACCUGGGCGGCGUGCCCAGCAAGAGAUUAAAGAUGCAGUACGCCACGGGGCCGCUGCUCAAGUUCCAGAUUUGUGUAUCCUGAGGGUACAGGCGGGUGUUUGAGGAGUACAUGCGGGUUAUAAGCCAGCGGUAUCCAGACAUCCGCAUCGAAGGGGAGAAUUAUCUCCCGCAACCAAUCUAUAGGCACAUAGCAUCUUUCCUGUCAGUCUUCAAACUAGUGUUAAUAGGCUUAAUAAUUGUUGGCAAAGAUCCUUUUGCUUUUUUCGGCAUGCAAGCUCCUAGCAUCUGGCAGUGGGGCCAAGAAAAUAAGGUUUAUGCAUGUAUGAUGGUUUUCUUCCUGAGCAACAUGAUUGAGAACCAGUGUAUGUCAACAGGUGCAUUUGAGAUAACUUUAAAUGAUGUGCCAGUGUGGUCUAAGCUGGAAUCUGGACAUCUUCCAUCCAUGCAACAACUUGUUCAAAUUCUUGACAAUGAAAUGAAACUCAAUGUGCAUAUGGAUUCAAUCCCACAUCAUCGAUCAUAGCCCUACCUAUCAGCACUGAAAACUCUUUUAUACUAAGGGAUUUUGCAAGAGCAGCGUGACUGACAUUAUGAAGGCCUGUACUGAAGACAGCAAGCUGUUAGUACAGACCAGAUGUUCCUUGGCAGGCUCGUUGUACCUCUUGGAAAACCUCAGUGCAAGGCAGUUUUCCGUGCUGUCAUAUGCUAAAUUCUGCACAUACAUGUAGUGCAGAGAUACUGUGUAGCUUCCCGAGCCCACUGGUCAUAGUUUCUUCUUCUUGACAUAGCAUUACUACUUGUAAUUCUUUUCUUGGUCAUGUUUGAGAAAGUACAGAAUUGAGUUACAACUUGAGUUUUUUCCAAUAUGUGUGUUAAGUCGGUUGUGUUUUUAUAUGCAUUUUCAUUUUUUUUUAAUAGUUAAACAUCAGUUUUCUUGGCAACACCUGAAGUUCCCAAAUAAUUAAGAGUUUCUCAGAUAGCUCUAAUUGGCCAUGUUUAAUACAUAGUUUUGAAAACACUGCAGAUUGUGAACAGUAAAUUAUACAGGAUUAUGGGAGGAAAUCCAAUAUCCAGAAUACUCUACUGUGUGUGUGUGUGUUACCUAGUAAGUAGUAAGUAUGGUGUGUGUGUGUGUGUGUGUGUGUGUGUGUGAGUGAGUGAGAGAGAGAGAGAGAGAGAGAGAGGAGAGGAGAGAGAGAAAGAGAGAGAGAGAGAGAGGUUAUCAAUAGCAAAACCAACUGCUUUAAAAAUCCUAUUGUUUAGUUCAAAUGUCUUGCCUUGACCAAUCUCAUGAAUUAAUUAAUGGGCCCUUUAUACUAAACUAAUUUAAACUGAGCAAAUGUUAAGUUAAAUGCUCAAUGUAUCUGUUAACAUUAUUUUUAACAACCAUCUGCCUAAUUUUUUUUGUUUUUGACUUACAGAUAGUCUCAUAAAGGACAUACUUUAGAUUCACACACAAGUUUACUGUUUUUAGAACAGUUGAAACUCACCUCACUAAAGAAAAAUUUAGUGAAACCUCUUUACAAAGUAUGUAUUAUGUAAACAGAGAUCAUUUGUCUAGUAAUUGAAUUAUCUUAACAUCAUAUAUCAGAAUCUUAUUGUAUUUGAAAGACAAAAUUAAAAAUAUUUUUAAUGUUUUCAUAUUGUUCCAGAGUUCUAAAAAGAAACUUAAGAGUUGAUAAAGACAAUAAGGAUGAUUUUGCAGAAAUAGAGCAUAAUUUUGAAUAGCAGUUACACAGCAGCUGUGGCAACAGAAAGGGAUUAAGUGGAAGAUGCAAGCAUAACCCUGGACUUGUGAGUGGAGUUACCCCGAGUGUAAGGGAAGGGAGGAGAUGCAGUGGGUGACUGAUGUUGAGAACAGCUCGACUACCGGAUGCACACUGCGUUCAGGCAAUGCCUCUUAAGCCUGAAGUGCUGUCUACUGUGAUCACCAGAUAACAGGAAGAUAGUCUAGUGACUAACAGAAGAAGACUGGUGGAAAGCUACCCUUUGACUAGGACUGUAGCACUGCUAGCCUAGGUUCUUUUGGUGAUAGACAUUGUAAUUUAAAUGGAAAGUUCCAUAUAUAUGUAUAUAUUGACUAGGUCUUAAAGCCUUGCUAAUAUGGUUGCCUACCAGUUCAGACUCCACAUCUUGCAAAGUUUCACUUCGGAGGGGCCUUUCUUCAAGUAACGGGCAUUCCAUUUAUCGCAGUUAGCUGUAUGGCACAUAGACAUCCAUAAUCUGAGCCGUGGGUGUUCAUGUGUACUUGACAGGUCAAACUAUGAAGAACCCAAUGUCCAGUCCACCUUUCUCCAUGUUUGCCUUAGGUUGAGUCUGUUCCCAAGUUAAUAGCUUGUAGUGGCUUAGACAUUCACACUCAUCUCUGUUUUAUUUUAUGUUUAGUCAUAUUUAAAUCCAGAAUUUAAUAGCCCACUAGGCAGAUAAAUGAGAUGCAUGAAUAUAAAAAUAUAUAAGGGAAAGGAGAUGGUAAACUAUUUAUAACUUUAUUAUAUUACUAACAUUUCAGAAUUUAUUAGUUGCUUAUAAAUUGUAUAGUUACAAAAUGUGCUCUAUUCGUCAGAAGAUCGUGAGGUAUCAACAGGCUGGCUAAUUUUACUGGACUUUUCAACACAGUUCCCAUUGUAGAAGGUUUUUCUCAUUAAUUAAUUAAAAAGUUGGUAAAACAUGGCUCUAAUCUCGGCGUGUCAGAUGUACAGAACACGAGCUUUCAGCAUGAGUGGCAUUGGCUGGGCACUCGCAUUGGUGAUAGUUGCUCAGCCUGAACAGCUGUGAAAUGGGUGAGAUCCAGUCACGGUUCAUUCUUACUUCAAAGGUUUAGUAGUUUGGAAUUUUGAUUGACUGGCAUAUUCUAUCAUUGUCAUAACUUAACUAAUUCAGUUAAAAAUUUUUUAAACAUAAUUUGAUAUUCUAGGGCUUUCCUUUUUUAAAAAAUGAGAAGCAAGUAAAGAAUUGUAAAGAUUUGGGACGUCUUUGUGGCAUUGUGAAAAUAAAUAAGCCAAUGUGAAAGGAA
Molecule: messenger RNA, 3156 nt
Organism: Apodemus sylvaticus (European woodmouse)
Lineage: Eukaryota; Metazoa; Chordata; Mammalia; Rodentia; Muridae
Gene: Selenot
Product: selenoprotein T
Exons: 6
Biological process (GO): cell redox homeostasis
Cellular component (GO): endoplasmic reticulum membrane
Molecular function (GO): thioredoxin-disulfide reductase (NADPH) activity
Source: RefSeq, a predicted model, not a curated record